Molecule: messenger RNA, 3187 nt
Organism: Cyprinus carpio (common carp)
Lineage: Eukaryota; Metazoa; Chordata; Actinopteri; Cypriniformes; Cyprinidae
Product: choline/ethanolamine kinase-like
Biological process (GO): phosphatidylethanolamine biosynthetic process; CDP-choline pathway
Cellular component (GO): cytoplasm
Molecular function (GO): choline kinase activity; ethanolamine kinase activity
Source: RefSeq, a predicted model, not a curated record
CACCGCUAGCGGUUAUUUCACAAGGAAGCAGUGAAAGUUGAAGUGGGAAGAUGUUUAAUUAACAGCUUUUACAGUUUGUUAAUACGUCUGCGUAUUUAAUGUAACAGUUAAGCAAAGGUCGAGUUGAAAGAAUAGCUAGUAAUUUUUUUAAUUCAACUCCAAGUCUUUUCUCUCGCCGUAAACGCUGUUCUGUUAUCGCGAGCGAUUAGACGUUUUAUUGUGCGCUCGUGAUAGUGGUGCAUGUGCGUUUAUUCACGUUCAAUUAAUGCUGCUGCUGGGGCGGAUAGGUGUCAUUACUUAUAGCGGUUCGGUUCUUUCACUCUCUUUAAGGAGCAUUGGGUUUCUAGCGCGUAAGAUCAUGAAUUCCAGCCCGAGAGCGAAGUGCAUGAGUGAUGGAGCUGGAAGUGUAGGCAGAUGCGUCGAGGACGACGCGGUUUCAGACAGACCUGCUGGAGGAGACUCACUGAUGGCGGCCGAGGAGAGACAUCCAAGAUCUGCCAGUCCCCGCGGUGUGAACGGAGAAGAUGAUUCUGAAGCGGAGUCCCAUCAGGACGGCCGUAACGUGGAUGUGGACCCGGAGACCAGGAGGAGGGCGUUCAGCUGGUGCCGUGACUUUCUGUCCGGAUCAUGGAAGGCUAUAUCAGAGCACGACUUUCAGAUCAGUAUAGUCAGUGGAGGACUCAGUAAUCUGCUGUACAUGUGCAGUUUACCUGACGAUGUUCAGCCCACCGGGGUCGAACCCCGACGAGUUCUGCUCCGGAUCUACGGGGCCAUUCUACAGGGAGUGGAUUCUCUUGUUUUGGAAAGUGUUAUGUUUGCCAUUUUAGCAGAGAGAGAGCUGGGCCCACAUCUCUAUGGCAUUUUCCCAGAAGGUCGUCUGGAGCAGUACUUGCCUAGUAAUCGCUUGUGUACGGAGCAGUUGGGGUUCCCAGAGAUCUCAGCUGAAAUAGCCAGUAAAAUGGCACGAUUCCAUAGGAUGGAGAUGCCAUUCAACAAGGAACCCAAAUGGCUGUUUGCAACCAUUGACCGGUAUAUGGAACAAGUUAAAACAAUCAAAUUUGUGCGUGAAGCUCACAUCAAGAAAUUUACCAAGCUAAAGAAGUAUGAUCUUCCUGCAGAACUGGAGAAUCUGAGAUCACUGCUGGCAGCUACCCUCUCUCCAGUUGUGUUCUGCCAUAAUGACGUACAGGAAGGCAAUAUCCUCAUGUUAGAUGGCCGAGAGAAUUCAUCUGACAAAUUAAUGCUUAUUGAUUUUGAAUACAGCAGCUAUAACUACAGAGGCUUUGAUUUUGGGAAUCAUUUCUGUGAAUGGAUAUAUGAUUACACAUAUAAUCAGUGGCCCUUCUACAAGGCAAAGGUGGAGAAUUACCCCAACAGACAACAGCAGUUACAUUUUAUCAGACACUAUCUGUCUGAAAAGGGGGGCAUUGCACCUGCUGACCAAGCCAGGAUAGAAGAGGACAUGAUCAUUGAGGCAAACCGGUUUGCCCUUGCGUCUCAUUUCCUCUGGGGUUUGUGGUCCAUUAUUCAAGCCAAGAUCUCCAAAAUCGAGUUUGGAUAUAUGGACUAUGCACAGCACAGGUUUGACACGUACUUCAAACAGAAGAAGCUCUUUUCCUAAAUUGUGACUUGAGCAUAUGCUUCAGGAUAUCAUUUUGCAUCACCUAUUGUUUAGGUAUUGAUUUAAAAAAAAAAAAAAAAAAGAAAGAAAGAAAGGGCACAGUACGAAACAAUUAAGACUGCUAAAGAACGGUUCAUCCUGGGGAACAUUAGUUUUAAAUAAUAAAAAGUCCAAAGAUAACCUGCCUUAAAGUCACAUUUUGUAGGGCUUUAUCAUAGUUGUUCUUGUUCCUACCAAAAAAUUAGAAGGUAAAAAGUUACAAAUUAUCUGCAAUUGGGAGGGAUAGAAUUUUGUGACUGAAACCUAGAUACAAUUCACGUACUGUUCGUACCUCUUCAUUGUACAUGGCGAACUGUAACAUUCAUUUUGUCAUUUCUAAUAAUGUAACUGCAUUUUUGAAUAUUUAAUGUGUUUACAUUUUAUCUAACUUGCGUGUGAUUUUAUCAAGAAUCAAUCUGUCCAUCAUAAUUACUGUGUAAACCACAGGGUCCAGUGAUAUCUCUUCAUUUUUGUAUCCUAGUCUCAACAAAAGCAGCGUCGUAGCUUAUUUAAUUUUCCUCCCCAGUGUUUUAAAACAUUGCAAAAUUAUUGCAUCCUUCCUAUAUUUACAUACUGUGAAAUACAUUGCACAUCUUUUUUAAACUCAGGAGUCAAUUUAUUAGUUUCAGAAUGGCACAUAAACUACUCUUUCUUUCUGAUUUUGAUGCCAUUUAACUUUCAAUUGAAAAAAAAAAUUAAUAGGAAUUAAUGUGCUUUUCUGUGUUUUACUUUGGAUUUGACCAGUCUUUGCUCUGCCAUAUUGAUAUGUAGCAAUAACUAUUGUCUACGGCCAUCCUGUAUACAUUUGUAUAUAGGUUUAAAUAUAGUCUGAACUGCACAUAAAGGAAAUACCACCUCAAGAACAGAAGUUUAAUUACUAAACUGACAAAUGCGUUUGUCCCCUUUCUAAACACCAAGUUCUUUUAUGUAACUGCUGAUGUGGUUUUCUGUUUUAAUUGUUUUAUGGUAAUUUAUAUUUUUGUACUUGUCCAAAGCAAGUAUACUGUGUUUUGUUCAACCAAAUGGUAAAAGCUUCUCUGAAUCAUUCUUCAAUUGAAAAGUGGCAGAAGAAGAACAAUACAAAUGAAGGAUAGAAGCAUUACAGUGAAUUAGUGGGAUCAUCAUCUUAAGAAUCGUGGUACAUUGUUGGAAUCAUAUUGGGAGAAUUUGAAUGGUUAAAUUGAUGCUCUUGUUUUUGUCCCUGUCUAUAAACAAAUGUAUCUGUAUCAUUUUCACAAUGCUUUCUUUCCUGUAUGUUGUAGCACGUUCAGGGACAAAAUAAAUAUUGAGGGACCAUAUACAUUUUAAGCUAGGCUAUUUAACAUGCUCCCAAUAUCAUUGUUGAUAUUGAAUCUGUGAUUCGUAAUAUUGAGUUGAGAAGCAAUUGCACUGUUAAAACCAAUGUUAAUGUCUUUAAUUGUUUUGGCUAAUUCAAGUUAUACUGUAGACUUGUCUCUGGUAUGUUUCCUUUUGUUCCUUCGCUGUGCAGGUAUCCAUUAAUGCUGCUCAUUAAAAAAAUCAUACUGA